AUGCGGUCAGGUGACCGGAAGCGGCGACAGCGCGGGGCGCUGAGGAGUGGAGAUGGAGCGCUACGACAAAGCGGCGCUGAACGCGGCCUUCGCGCCCGAGUUUCGGCAGUAAGGCCCGGAACCGGACGGGACGCUGGCGGGGUGGUGGGAGCUGGCGACUGGGAUUCUGAACCGGGAGGGAGGCGUUCCCCGUGUCGGUGCCCCUGGGUUGGGGCGGCCGCCUCCGGGAGCGGCGUGUGGGAGGCCUCGGGCUCAGCGGGGCCGUGCUGUGUGCCCCUGGCAGGCCCUGGGACUCGGAUAGGGGGGCGGGUGUGCGGCGAGGAGCUCCGUGGCAACAUCUUUGUCGUCAGCUUGUCUGUCGCAGACUUGGUAGUGGCGGUGUAUCCGUAUCCUCUAAUCUUGAGUGCCAUUUUCCAUAAUGGAUGGACUAUGGGAAACGUUCACUGCCAGAUCAGUGGGUUCCUGAUGGGCUUAAGCGUCAUUGGGUCGAUUUUCAACAUCACUGCAAUUGCAAUCAACCGCUACUGCUACAUCUGCCACAGCCUUCGCUAUGAUAAGCUCUUCAACCUGAAGAACACCUGCUGCUAUAUCUGUCUGACCUGGACGCUCACGGUGGUGGCCAUUGUGCCAAACUUCUUUGUUGGCUCCUUGCAGUAUGACCCCCGGAUUUACUCUUGCACCUUUGCCCAGACGGUGAGCACAUCGUACACUAUCACAGUGGUGGUCGUCCACUUCAUUGUCCCGCUGUCCAUCGUGACUUUCUGCUACCUUCGGAUCUGGAUUUUGGUGAUUCAAGUCAAACACCGGGUGAGACAAGACUGUAAGCAGAAGCUCAGAGCUGCCGACAUCCGGAAUUUCUUGACUAUGUUUGUGGUUUUUGUCCUUUUUGCUGUGUGCUGGGGACCAUUAAACUUUAUCGGCCUUGCUGUUUCAAUUAAUCCUUCCAAAGUGCAGCCACACAUUCCAGAGUGGCUUUUUGUCCUAAGCUAUUUUAUGGCCUAUUUUAACAGCUGCCUCAAUGCUGUGAUCUAUGGGCUGCUUAACCAGAAUUUCCGAAAGGAGUACAAAAGGAUACUGCUGAUGCUUCGCACUCCCAGGCUGCUCUUCAUCGAUGUGUCCAAGGGUGGGACAGAAGGGCUGAAAAGCAAGCCAUCCCCAGCCGUAACAAACAACAACCAAGCUGAAAUACAUUUCUGAUGUUGCUGGAUCCCAAACAGCCACCUCUUCUCAUGCAAGGAAGGAGCCUGCAACCUUUCAUGCCCAACUUGUCACCGUGACAGCAUGACUUUGAGUAAGGGCUUCCAGAAGAGAAAUGACUGACCUUUACCUUUUAUUUUCCUAUACCAUCUUUCACUGCGUGCCUAAUUAAUUGCUUUGGUUGCUUUUGCCACAAGCAUGCCAGUACCCUUGAAAAGGGAAGCACUCAGAAAGCAUGGAAAAAUGCAUUUAUAUUUGAAAUGCAACUUGCAAAAAUUGCCAUCUAUUACAAACCAGCACUUCCUUCCUCCCUCUGAAUUCUGUUCUGUAGCUUAACAUAAUCUGAACUACAGCAAUCAAACUGCAUGACCUUCUCAGUUAGGUUAGUAACAAUAUUUGCCAGCCGGCAGACAUAUGAGCACGUUGACUUCCAUUGCGUGUGCUCAUUUUCCUUUUUCUUUUGUAUUACAACUUAGUAGCUAGGCUGGGCUAGAUAUGAGGCAAGCAGAAGCCAGACCUCCUGAGUUUCAGAUAUGCUCGUUUUAAUUGAAUCUCUACAGAUACUAAGUACCCUUGCACUCUCCUUCCAGGCCAUGAAUAAGAGUAUAGCACAUGACAUAAUCUAAUUGCAGGAAGAUACCGGGAGCUUGCUUCUAAUUUAGGCAGUAUCCUAUCAUGGCCAGCAUUCAUUCCAAGUAUCUCUCAGAAGUCCCUUCUGCAUUAACAUCAUACAAAAGAUUAACAUAGCGGAGUCCCAUCCAUUCAGUGCAUGUGCAGGCUUUUAAUAAAAGAAGAAAACAAGGUUCCAGUAAUAUUUACACUUGCAGAUGAAAGCAAAAGGGUAAGAAAGUGUUGGUUUCAAACAUCUCCUUUUGCCCACCGUAUGGCAUGAAUUUGAUGGGGAAAAGAAAGUGGGGUGUUUUCUUCCAUUUUAUUUAUGUACAGAGUAGUGAUUAAUUCACAGAAGUUCAGGAGGGAAAACCUGUUAAGCAUGUUCGUGCAUCUGUUUUCAGUUAAAGCCUGAACUCCGUUGUCUUUGUUGCUUUAACAAUGUUCUGAGUGCUAAGGCCAGCAUCACAUUAACAACAGGCACAGGGGCAGAGAUAAGGCUGUUUCUUUAAUGGAGUGUGUGUAGGGAGGCUGGUUGCUGUCUUUAAAUGACUUUGCUUUUCCUUAGCUUCACUGCAUAUUCAUCUCCCUGUGGUUUUAAAUGAGUGAAUCCUGCUUUGAGACAUUAAAUCAAUAUAGCACUGCCCCGAUGCAACUCUGUCCUCAGGCUAGCAGUCCUGUCCUGGUGCUGGUGUACUGCGGCAUAGCAGGAGCUGUGCAAUGGGUGGGAGCAGGUCUGAGCCCCAUGGGUGCAGCAUGGAGAGGGAGAAGCCCUGCUCCUGGCCAAGGAGAGCCUUGUUAAGGCACUGACCGUAGAUCAAAGCAGGACUGGUUCCCAGGGUUGAGCCUUGAAACAUUGAGAGCCAGACUUUGUAGCAGCAGGCAGGUGUCCAGAGAUGGAGGUAGGUAGGAUUUACAGAAGACCCUGGGCAAACCAAGUGCCUAAUCUUUAGCAAACUUAAGCCAUUUGUGCAUCACUUGCUGAAAGCAUCUUGUUGCUGAACAUCCCUCCUGCUGAAUUCUUUGAUGGAAGAGGAGUUUAAAGAAACAAAGCCUCUUUGUAGAUCAGGCCAAGAAACACUGCAGAGUCCAUUGCUUCAGUGAGGUCUGCUGCAGUGUGAGUGGGUGUCCGUGUUUGCAGGGUACCCUGGCACUUUGUAGCAUUUUCAGACUCGAACAUCUUCACAGCUUCAGAUAAUUAUUGUUUUAAAAUGCACUGCAGCCAGCAUCCCAUAAUAGGAAUCAAGCUGAGUUCUGUUUUGGCCUCUUAAUCUGCCUGUGCAUGGCCAAAUAAAGGUAUAUUGACCCUCAGAAAUAAUGCAGUCUGAUUGCUUUACAGCAAAGCCAGUCCGGAUGAAUUCACGCCAUUCUGUGCAAACAAAGUCAUUUCAAGUCAAACUUGGAUAGGAAAAGCACCAGGCGCCCGGAGCUGCAGGGAGUUUCUCCUGGCGCCCAGGGAAAUGUUGGUGUGCUGUGACCAGUCCCCGGCCCAGCCUGCAAUUGGCCAGCAGCGUUAGACAGAAUCACGUUAGCAAAUGAUCUAACUGCUCAGUACCAACCCAAGCCUAAGGCACUCCUUUAAGGCAGUCAUUUACUUUUACUUCACAGGUUUGCCAAGCGUCUCAUAAUCCCCCACAACUGGGGUUUCAUUCUGUGGUUCGUUGUCUUUGUAGCUGAAUGUUCAACGCAGGCCACGUGGUGUUUUUUCUUUAAGCCUGGAUUUGCACUAUUUCUUAUUCAGGCUCCAAGGUAACAGCCAGCAAGCACUGAACCAAACCGAGUAAGCCAAAGAGCUCCCGGCAGGCAGGUGAUGGAUCCUCUGCUGGCGCCUCGUAGGACGAGGAGUAGGAGGAGCACCACGGGCAUCUCCUGGGGACUCACAGGGUUACUGCUGAAGCGAACUAUGCAAAGUGAUGGGGCCUCUGCUUCUCUCCUGCCGUAGGUCUGAGCGCAGGCCUUGCAGGGACAGGCUGGCUGAGGUGGGUCCCUGCUGCCCCCAGCAUGGGGACGGCGCUGCGAUGGGCUGCAGCGCUUUGACAGCACCAGGAGCUCACCCUGGCACAACUCAGUCAGGGCACUAGGCCGUCCCAGCAGGAGGGUUCUGCCACCACGGGUGGUUCCUGAGUGAAGUCCUGCCAGGCGUGGGGGUCCUCAGUGCCCAGCAGACAAAGCAGGGAACGUGGCUUCAAACAGAAAAUACUGUGCCAUUUGCUAGCACUUUGAUACAGAGACAGUACUUAGGAUAGGAUAGAGUAGAUUUUUAUACUGAGUUAUUUUAAGACUGCCCACACAGCUCCUUAUUUUUUAUUUAAAAAAAACGGUUAACAGGGUACAGAGAGUUUAUUUUGUUAACAUUUGUUUACAGAAAAUGGAAGUGUUUCUUAUACUGGAAUCCUGAGCAGAGUCCGUUUCCCUGUGAGAAUCUAGCUUUAAUCAAAUUUGAGCUUUCAAGGAGAUCCCACAACUUAACCUGUGCUCUGCUGUUUCCACCUGUUAUAUACCUGACCUUGAGUUUGAGAAAUAGGGCUGACCUCUCCUAGGAACAGGAUUUACAUCACUUGCUCUGGAUUUGGCGUGGUGGCGUUGAUUAGAGCCUGGCCCCGGGUCCUGAAAUAGUCGUGAACUCCCAGGGAGACAGUAUUGUCAUGAAGGAAGAUGAACCUCCUGCCACAAAGAAAUACUUUGGCAUGUUGGUAACAAAUGUUGUUUAAUCCAUAUAAGAGGAAUGUAACUGGUAUAUUUAUAUAUGAGUAUAUAUUGCAUAUGCUGUUUCCACUUUAUCAGUUGAUUAAGAAAUUUUCAGUAUACUUCCUACUGCAAUCGUUUGUUCAUAAAGUAGAUUUGUUCCCUUUACCUGUUAAAGCUGUAAUAAAUUUCCCUUUGGACUGUUUACUGAUUUUUUUCUCCCCCUUUGCAGUUAUUUUUUAAUAAAUAUUUGAAACAACACCUUGGGUUUUGUUGACU
Molecule: messenger RNA, 4770 nt
Organism: Meleagris gallopavo (turkey)
Lineage: Eukaryota; Metazoa; Chordata; Aves; Galliformes; Phasianidae
Source: RefSeq, a predicted model, not a curated record